Molecule: messenger RNA, 525 nt
Organism: Drosophila obscura
Lineage: Eukaryota; Metazoa; Arthropoda; Insecta; Diptera; Drosophilidae
Product: protein new-glue 1-like
Exons: 1
Coding region: 27-464 (145 amino acids)
Source: RefSeq, a predicted model, not a curated record
AAGAAGCAUCACCACGCAUCAUCACUAUGAGGACGGGACAACUGGCAGUGAGUCUCCUGACUGUGAGCCUCUGUAUUUGGAUGACAAACGCGGUAACUGGCACCGGUACGCCUGCAGCGGGCACGCCAGCAGCGUCCACUCCAGCAGCAGCCACGACUGAAGCGGCCACCACCACAACGACGGCGUCGACAACUACAACUACAACAACGGAGGCGACUACAACCACAACCACAAGCAAAACGACAUCUAGGCGUCACCGCAAAAGAAUCCGUGUGAGCAACCUGAGAUUUUCGUCAAACCGAAUGAUCCGGGUCUACAGGCGCACAACUGUUAGAAGCACUAUCAGCAGAAACCGUUUGCUCAGGAGUAGGGUCCUUGCGAGGGUCCGCAACCGUAGUCGUUCACGGGCACGGGCACGGGCACGUUCGACGAGGAUUGUCAACAGGCGGCGUAAUCGGGGCUAAACAAUUCACAUAUUUAUGUACAUAUGUAUGUAUCUUUCAAAGCAAUACAAAACCAUUGAAU